Messenger RNA from Gamsiella multidivaricata, 1643 nucleotides. RefSeq lists its product as uncharacterized. The coding region runs from base 262 to 1545 and encodes 427 amino acids. The record is from RefSeq and is a predicted model, not a curated record. The transcript is spliced from 2 exons. NCBI's taxonomy places the organism in Eukaryota, Fungi, Mortierellomycota, Mortierellomycetes, Mortierellales, Mortierellaceae.
UGAUAAUCAACUUUGCGCGUCUAUUUUUUGUCACCUAUGCGUCUCCAUGAUGAAAUGCAUUUCUGCCUACAAGCGGCACCUCGAAUCGAGUGCAUGCCUAACCCGUUGAACUCCUUCUCUCCAUAUCAUUUAUAUGACAUUCCGGUCCAUUCCUAACCUUUUCCCGUCACCGAUGCAGGCUCGAACAGUGUGCUUUGGAAAGCCUAUUCGCGUGUCAAGCAGACCAUUGCCGAGACCCACACCCCUAAUCCUCUCGACACCAUGACCGAAUAUUGGUAUUCAUUGGGUUCCCCACGGUCUCAGGACCUUCACCAGCGUCAGCAGCAGCGCCAUCAUUACACCGAUAUGGAUUUAGUUGUCGAUACCAACCCCUAUACGGAGGAGCCAUCCAUCUCGGCACCCUCCUCUGCUUCGCCACCUGGUUCUUCAUCCUCAGCCCCCUUGUCACCGUUGUCGCUAAGCAAGAUUGACGGCGGUAACAACAAGCACAACAUCAAAGAAGGACCCAGUAGCGGGGCGUCAGCCAGUACCGAUAUUGCUUCAUUGACGCCAUCAUCCAUAUCGGGAUCAUCAACUCGAUCUCCAUCGCCUGGAUUAAAAUCGAGUCAGUCCAUCAAUGGACUUUCAACAUCGUUGACGAGAGCAACGGUCUCUGCGCGUUCGUCCUCUGCGUCUGCUCUUGUUGCAGUUGCAUCAUCGCUUCAAUCGGUUCUUCAAUCCACGGUGACGGAGGAAGGACGUCGACUGCUGGCCCAGCGAUCUAGGACGUCACUGAACAGGUUGCUGGACACGGUGUUGGAUAAUGCGACUAGUCUUGCGGAAUCGAGCACGGCACAUGAGUCGUAUUCGGAAGAAGAGGCUGUCGCACAGCAAGGUCAGUCAAAGAGACCGACAGGAACGCCACCGUUGCAACGAAAGACGACCACCCCGAGAGUUAAGUUCUUUGUCUGUGAAGAGAGCGAGGAGGACGAAAGCGAGGAAGAACUGAGGGAGGAGUCCGUAUUCAAACAUCGUGUCUCGGGUCAAAGAGCGCAGACGAUGGCGCCUUCGAGGAUGAAUGAGGAGGAGCACGAUGGUGAUUGUGAGGAUUUCGAUAUGCAGGAGGACGAGAAGGAUGAGGUGGAUUUGUUUGGCAAGAAGAUGCCAAUUACUUUCGGUUCUCGUCGUCAGGGACCUUCACCGCUUGCUAUGUCCGCUGGAUUUAAGAGCACAGUCAUGGGGAGACGACAAUCGUUGCUGUCCGAUCUAUUGAAGGCGGAGAAGCAACAACAACAACGACAACAACAACAACAACAACAACAACAACAACAACAACAACAACAACAACAACAACAGCAACACCAGAUUAGCCCUGCUAACUCGGAUGGUGAAGCAACCAUUAGCAAUAUGACUGCCACCAUGAUGCCGCGCAUAUACCCGGUGUCCCAGCAGGCAAAUAGCAGUUUCCGUCGCGAGACGAUGUCCAGACCGUCUUUGGUUAGAACCAAGAGGGUCUACAAGAACUUGGCGGAGAUGGCCAAGACCUCGAAUGCCGCUCAUGUUUGAUCACCCGUAUUUUCUCAGCAGGACUGGAAAACAACAACUCUCUACUCACUUUUUUGUAGUCGAUGGAUAGCGACCACACUGCACCGCAACCACUACUA